Messenger RNA from Microplitis mediator, 2088 nucleotides. It is a transcript of the gene otd2, whose product is annotated as homeobox protein OTX2-A-like. Gene Ontology annotation, cellular component: nucleus. NCBI's taxonomy places the organism in Eukaryota, Metazoa, Arthropoda, Insecta, Hymenoptera, Braconidae. The transcript has 7 exons. The record is from RefSeq and is a predicted model, not a curated record. Gene Ontology annotation, biological process: regulation of transcription by RNA polymerase II. Bases 1047 to 2069 code for a protein of 340 amino acids. Gene Ontology annotation, molecular function: DNA-binding transcription factor activity, RNA polymerase II-specific; RNA polymerase II cis-regulatory region sequence-specific DNA binding.
AUUGCCGGGUGCCGCCGUUCGUAGCAGCUACUGCCGCCACGCAACCGUGAAGCCACCGCGCCCGUGACGUACCGCGGCUGACCAUUUUCCCCGUGUUACACACGACAACGCCGUUCUGAAUGUGCGUUCAAACGGCAAGAUAACGAGCGCGAGUGAGCGAGCUAGUGGUGGUACCGGGAGUGCAACCGCGAGGACAAAAACGAAUACGAAUACGAUCACGAAAAUGAAGAAGAACGCGAAUACGCGAGACGGAGAACAAGAAUGAUAAAGAUAGAGUAUAAAUAUAUGUGAAUAAAAGACAAAGACGCGGGGAAAAGUAAUAAGAGGAGAGGGUGGAGUGAUAUACUGAAAGAGAAGAGGAGAGAGAGAGUAAUAAUCAAAGUUCUUGUGAAAAGUUGAGCUCGACUCUCCUACGCCUUCUUGAUAUAAUAGACCAGAGCUACGAUCCGGGUAUAUUCUUGUAUGUUCAUCUUCUUCUUCUUCGUCUUCUUCUUUUUCUUCUUCUUCUUCUCAUACUUAUAUUUAUCUUUUUCAUACGUUAUUGCGUUAUUUCAUUUGAUUUAUUGUCUCUGGUAUUAAAUUAUUACCUUUCAUUAAAGGUGAUCAAGUUUACAAAGACCGUGUGUGUUGACAAAAAAUAUAUUUUAUGUACAGUGAAUUGGAGUGACAAAUAAUUUAUUUUAUUUUACUCAAAUAAAGUUUCAAGUGAUAAAUUACUUGGCAAGUGAUUUAACGUAAACAAAUAAUUAAAUUUCCCAUAAAUAAUAGUAAUUAUAAAAAAAAUAUACUUGAUAUGAAUUCUUUGACAUUUUGUGAAUUUGUGGUAUCGUGAAUUUUUUUUUUUUUUUUUUUUUUUUUCAAAUAUCAAAUGUUUGUUUGAAUGUUCGCGGAAAUAAAUAAACUGGUAGACUGUGAAUUUGGAUUAAUUUGUAAAAAAAAAAUUCAUUGUGUAUCAAGAAAAAUAUUUGAGAGACGUCUCAGGACGAGAUCAUCGCGAAGUGCGCCUCUCUAGGGAGGCGAGAGCUUCACGACCGUGGUGGGUCGCGAUGUGGCCAAACAGCCUCGGAGGAUCUUCCGGUUGCGGCGGGGGUGCCGGGGCUACAGAUCUCGGGGGUCUCGCAGCAUCAACAGCCUCAGCGAGCGACUUGUUUGGACCCACGGGUUUCGGCGCCUCCGCGGCUGGUCCCUACGGCGCUCUCAAGUCCUCGCCUUACGUCGGUGCCCUGGGAAUGCCCCCGAUCGAAGCUCUGCAUGGGACUAUCGGUUAUCCCGGUUGUACUCCCGCCGGUGAGUCCUACUACUGUAACCCAAGAAAACAAAGGAGAGAAAGAACGACUUUCAGUCGAGCGCAAUUAGACAUAUUAGAAGGUCUUUUUUCUAAAACAAGAUACCCAGAUAUUUUUAUGCGUGAAGAAGUUGCGGUAAAGAUUAAUUUGCCCGAGUCAAGGGUUCAGGUGUGGUUCAAAAAUCGUCGAGCUAAAUGCAGACAGCAGCAGAAACAACAGCAACAGCAACAAGAAAAAGCACCGAGAUCGAAAAAACCUUCGGGAAAUCCUGUUAAUAAUCCGCCGUCUGGAAAAAGUCCUUCGAUAGCCACUACACCAACUCCUGCGGCUGCUGUUCCUGCAUCGACGCCAUUAAGUGGAGGAACGGGCGGUUCUGCUGCAAGUUCUCCAGCACUCUUACGAGAUUCACCGCAAUAUAAACCAGCAGGGAGCACCACCGGCUUGCUAUUCGCUGCAAGCACAACUCCACCGAGUUUGGGCGGGACCGUGUACAGCAGCGGCGGUAGCAGCAGCAGUAUCUGGAGUCCAGCGAUCACGGAAAGCGGAGGAGCAUUCCCUGGAGAUCAUCAAAGACUCGCCUGGACCACAACUGCCUCCCAGCAGCCUUGCUAUCAAAAUUACUCCUCGUAUUACUCCAACAUGGAUUACCUUUCGCCUGCUCCUCAUCAACUCAAUGUCGUCGACGCCGGUGCUGGAAAUUUAGACAAUACGUGGAGUAAAACAAGAGACGAGACAGCAUCGUCUUGGUUUUAUAACAGCGCUGGUUGGGGUGAACGAAAGUGAAUUUAGUUUUUUUUUUUUU